This is a messenger RNA of Misgurnus anguillicaudatus (oriental weatherfish), 1118 nucleotides long. Lineage: Eukaryota; Metazoa; Chordata; Actinopteri; Cypriniformes; Cobitidae. The record is from RefSeq and is a predicted model, not a curated record.
AUUGUUGGAUAUCAACGAACACAUUUAAUGCCAUUCCAGUUUCCACAAUGCGCGGAUUUCUCUUUUUAUGACACCCUUACUUUCUUGUUUAUUUGUAUUACGUGCAAUUGCAGUAUGUAUAUAAGGGUCUGAAUCUCGGUGUAAGUAGUCAAAACACUGCUGCGCAAAGCUGAGCUGUAAAAACGAGUCACAUUUUCCAAUAGCUCAUUUAUGAGAAGCGCACUGCGAGCACUCUUCAGACUGCACGGCUACAGUCUUCUCUGAGGAAACAAUGAAAUGGACUCGGUGGUCCUGGUGCCUUUUUCUGCUGGGCAGUGUGGUGACCGAACCCGAGCUGGAAAAUUUGGAGUGGGACUGGGGCUCUGGUUUUCACGAGCUCCUAAACAGCUUUCCUGCAGAUAGUCCUUUUCUCACAGAGAAGCCCGGCAGGCCAGCUAACUGCACGCAACGCUUUUGGCUGCCUCCAUCCUCGCCUGUGUGCUGGGAUGAUAUAGCAGGGCCGGAGGAAUUUGAGAAGUCACGCCUUCUCGUGCUGCAGAACAGGGCAGUGCUGCAGGGGCUGUCCACAGCUAGCGGUCUUGAUGAAGGGAGACCUUCCUUUGAUCAACAGGCAAGAGAGGAUGUGCAGGGCGUUCAGGCUGACCAUCUCAUUGUUGCCCAGACUGCCGACACAAUGCAGAAGGUGUUCAUGGAGUUAGAGGAGAAGAGAAAGGAAGGGAAAGAACAUUAUACUUUCUCAAAUGUGAAGGAGCACCUGGAAAACACAAAAAACGACAUUGCUAACAGGGAGCACGUAGCAGCACUUCUGGAAAAACAUCUUGCAAAUCUAGAAAGGUCCUUGCACACAAUGCAACUUCGACUGGCCAAACUAUUACCACACUGAUUGAAUAAAAGCCAUACAACCUUAAAGUUACACAACUAUGUGGAAUAAAAGCAAAAUGCAUGAUUGGUUAUUAUAUAGUUUUUAAAAUAACACUUGUAUGACCAUAAUGGUGUAGUGCAUGCUUACAGCACCGUCUUUCUUCAGUCAUAUGUUUAAAGCAUUUUCUCAAUGUGUUCCACUGUCUUCAUAAGGAAAUGAUUCAAGUGCUGGUAAUAAAAUCUAUUUUUAUACCACA